Molecule: messenger RNA, 2097 nt
Organism: Portunus trituberculatus (swimming crab)
Lineage: Eukaryota; Metazoa; Arthropoda; Malacostraca; Decapoda; Portunidae
Exons: 4
Coding region: 795-1697 (300 amino acids)
Molecular function (GO): sequence-specific DNA binding
Source: RefSeq, a predicted model, not a curated record
UGGGGGUCCGGCGGGAGACAGCCCCCCCGGUUAGGUUAGGUUACAUUAGGUUAGGUUUUUUGUCCUUAGGUUUUUUUUUUUAUCGCCAUAUCUCACCUCUUUUGGCUUCCGCCCCCCAAAACCUCGAUUCCCCACGUGACCCCAAGCUUGUGGGGGGGGAAGGGGGUAAUAGAAAAGAAUAUGUAAGGAGUUGCUGUUCUAUAGAUUUACCCAAGCUUGCUGCCCUUCAGAGUUAUGUGUAUCGCUUCCACCCACAAGUUAUCUUCAUUCAGGAGGCUUUCAUAGAAGGGCCUCGACACGACAGAGAGGUUCCUGUGUUGACAAGCUAUGUCUCCUAUGUCCACCACGCAAGAAAUGGGCUUAUUACUUACCUCCACUCAUCCGUACAACAUAAACUACUACGUUGUUCUACUGAUGUUGACACUACUUUUCAGCGUUUUGAAUUAACUCUUGGGGCUGGUCAGAUACAAAUAUGUAAUGUUUAUUGUGUUCCUGCUGGCCUAGUCACUGCAUCUUUUCCACCACCAGCAGGUCAAGGAAUGCUUUACAUGGGUGACUUUAAUGCCUCAACACCUAACACCAAUGGACGCCGUCUUCCCCAGUAUGUACGUACGUAGUAACCACCUCACACGCUGGCCUACUCAGGGUCUCUCACACGGGUCAGCCAGCACGCAUUUGGGAUAGGAGCAUCGUGACGUCAGUUGGGCCCAACAUAGGUUAAACACUUGAGCACACCUCUCCAUGGUCGAUCCCGCCGCUCAUGAGGUGACACAGUUUCAGGUCAGGUCAAUACGAUGCCUAGUUCCUGUUCAGUGCUUUGGUGCUAUAGUGACAAAGGGAAGACUGCAGGCACUGGAAUUAGGUACUUUCGAUUUCCCAAAAACGAUGAAAUUAGAAAGCAGUGGGUUCGUGCCUGUGACAAGGUCGAUGACUUUAAUUUUAAAAAUGCAGUGGUGUGCUCCAGACAUUUUAUGCCAAGUGACUAUGCAAGAGACCUCAAAAAUGAAUUUUUACAAACUGAAGUUCCAAGACGCAAGAGGUCAUUGAAAGAAGAAGCUGUUCCAUCCCUGUUUUUAACUCAAGAUGAGUGCUCAGCUCAAGAGACAACAAAUAAUGAUGUGGAUGAUGUUGGACUCAUACAGGAUGUGUCUUAUGUGUCAUGCACCUCCAGCAGUGAGACAAGAAUGGAACCCUUGCCAGAUGAGUGCUCAGCUCAAGACACAACAGGUACUGAUGUGGGUGAUAAUGGACUCCAGCAGGAUGUGUCUUAUGUGUCAUGCACCUCCAGCAAUGAUGCAAACCUGCCCUUGGACGUACAUAUUGCUGCAGGAUUUGCUGACACAAAAAAUGAUUGUACAAGUUUAAAAGAAGGUGGUUCUAUAGAAGAAACCAGGACAUGGGACAGAUUUGGAGGUUUUGAAGGAAUAGUUCAGGAAAGUGCAAUUGGUAUUAGUCAAUUGCUAGAAAAGAGAAUAGAGAACUUAGAAGAAGAAAACAGACAACUAAGGGAAAAAUGUGAGGCAUUGAAGGCUAAUGGGUCAGAUUCUAACAAAAAUGUUAUUCAAUCCACAUUUGAAACUGUUUUACAACCAAUUUUUACUAAAACACAAAUAUCGGCCUUAAUAAACAAAAAAAAAGUUAAAUCUUGGUCUGAGGAUGACAUAGGUGGAGCAUUUAUUUACUCUGAGAAGUAUUAGCACCAAGUGCUAUGAAUAUCUCAGAAAUGUAAAAAAAAUUCCAUUACCAUCUGUUUCAACCCUUAAAUGUGAGCCUGGCAUUCUGCAUUCAGUGUUGUCUCUGAUGAAGUCAAAGGCAGAUACAUUAAGUACAGUGGAGAGAGUAGCAGUUGUAUCUUUUGACGAAAUGAAUAUUGCCUACUGGUAGAGCGACGCAUGCUCGAGGAGGGAUGCUCAAUCAAGUCAUCACGUCUGGUCUGGCAGCAACCCGUGUCAACUGUUCUUCCAAUCCUUCUCUCUUCUCGGAUCACGUUGCCCUCAAGUUUCACUACUCUGCCAGCAGGUCCAGAAUCUGUCCACCAUCAUCCACACAUCAAGAUACCUCCAAAGUAUUGUCCUACAUACUGUGAUGAUAUACAUA